Messenger RNA from Scomber japonicus (chub mackerel), 1354 nucleotides. RefSeq names its product elaC ribonuclease Z 1 (gene elac1). Lineage: Eukaryota; Metazoa; Chordata; Actinopteri; Scombriformes; Scombridae. The record is from RefSeq and is a predicted model, not a curated record. The coding region runs from base 53 to 1165 and encodes 370 amino acids. The transcript has 5 exons. Gene Ontology annotation, molecular function: 3'-tRNA processing endoribonuclease activity. Gene Ontology annotation, cellular component: nucleus.
CUGCUCUAGUGUGAGCUGGGUUUUCUACUGUUUUCUUCUAACUAUUGGGAAAAUGACCAUGGACAUGACUUUCCUCGGGACAGGCUCGGCCUACCCGUCUCCUCACCGCGGCGCCUCGGCUCUGGUGCUGCGGACAGAGGGGGAGUGCUGGUUGUUUGACUGCGGAGAGGGGACACAGACCCAGCUGAUGAAGAGCCAGCUCAAAGCCGGGCGAAUCACCAAGGUUUUCAUCUCCCAUUUGCAUGGAGAUCACCUGUUUGGCUUGCCUGGUCUUCUCUGCACUGUGAGUCUUAACUCCAACCCGGACCCCCAGCAGAACCUGAGCUGCGUGGACAUCUAUGGGCCCCGGGGCCUCCGGCACUUUCUCAGGGUGACUCUGGGCCUCACAGGGUCGCAACUGCUCUUCCCAUAUGCAGUACAUGAGCUGGAGCCCACACCUGACCAGAGUCCAGAAGAGGGGCAGCUCAGUCUGGAGAUGACAGCAGAGUGUGGUCCUCUGCACCCACAGGAGCGCCCAGGAAGGACGAUCUCCCUGGAUGACUCCAAUGACAGUUACACCCUCUUUCAAGACAAGAAAUUUGUGGUGAAGGCCUUCAGGUUGUUCCACCGCAUCCCCUCUUUUGGAUUUUGCAUUCAGGAGCACGAUCGACCUGGAAGACUUAAGACUGAACUACUGAAAGAACUGGGUGUGAAACCAGGUCCUCUCUAUGGGCGCUUGAAAGCAGGGGAGUCAGUGACCCUGGAGAACGGACGUGUGUUGUUGUCUUGUGAUGUGUUGGAAGAAACCAUCCCAGGAAGGAAAGUCUGCAUUUUAGGAGACUGCAGCUCAGUGCUCGGGGAGGGGCUACCAAAGUUUUGCAACAGGGCGGACGUUCUGGUUCAUGAGGCCACCCUGGGGAACGAGCACAGAGAAAAAGCGGUGGACCACGGACACAGCACACCGGAGAUGGCGGCCGCAGUGGCUCGGGCCUGCUGUGCACAGAGACUGGUGCUGUACCAUUUCAGUCAGAGGUACAAACCCUGCUCCCUGAAGAGGGAAGGAGACGAGGACGACGUCUCAGAGCUCAAGAGACAGGCUGAAGAAGCUCUACAGGACAGUGGUGUAGAGGUGAUUCUGGCUGAGGACUUUCUGACUCUAGUUAUUCCUCUCAGAAGGCCAACGUAAUGAAGAACUGACAUGAAACCACUGAUAGUAGAUCUGAUUGAAACACAGCAGCUCUGUUGAUUGGACAGUUACAUUUUAAACAGUACGUUUAGCAGUUAACAUGUUAGCCAUCAUAAGCUUUCCUGUUUUACUAUCCUAUGAUUUGGAAUGUAUGGACACUAAUAUUUUAAAGAUCCACUUAAUCCUGUC